AUGAAGCCGCAUCCUUUGCUAACGAUAGAGUCAACCAUUAUCAAGAAAGGCGACAAUAAAAUUUUAAUGUUUGUUUGUUAUAACGAUGCCAUCACUAAGAGCUUGGAUGAUCCUACUUUAAUGACGAGAAUAAUUAAUUUCAUCUCUCCUCUUAUGUGCCCAAUAAAAUUUUUAAAAUUGUUAUUGAUGGGAGGAUUAAGAAGUUCCACAGUAGAGUAG
Clunio marinus is the source of this 219-nucleotide messenger RNA. The record is from the annotation of a GenBank genome assembly. NCBI's taxonomy places the organism in Eukaryota, Metazoa, Arthropoda, Insecta, Diptera, Chironomidae.